AUGAGAUUCAACUGGGCCUUGGCUUCUGCGUUCGCUGGUGUUGCUCUUGCUAACCAGGACACUGAGGGAACCGACGCUUCCGUGCCAACCAUCGAGGUUGUUGGUAACAAGUUCUUCUACAGCAAUAACGGUUCGCAGUUCUACAUCAAGGGUAUCGCCUACCAGCAGGACACCGCCAAUGCGUCUGCCGACGUGACAUUCGUCGACCCGUUGGCUGACAUCGACUCCUGUAAGAGAGACUUGCCAUACUUGCAAGAGUUGUACACCAACACCUUGAGAGUGUACGCCAUCAACACAUCUGUCUCCCACAAGGAGUGUAUGGAUUUGUUUGCCGAGGCUGGUAUCUACAUCAUUGCUGAUUUGUCCCAACCUUCCGAGUCUAUCAACAGAGAUAGUCCUGAAUGGAACUUGGAGCUUUACCAGAGAUACACAGACACGGUCGAUGCCUUGUCGAACUACACAAACGUUUUGGGUUUCUUUGCCGGUAACGAAGUCACCAACAACGUUACAAACACCGAUGCUUCUGCAUUUGUUAAGGCUGCUGUUAGAGACACUAAGGCCUACAUCAAGGCUCAAGGUUACAGAGACAUUCCAGUUGGUUACUCCUCAAACGAUGAUUCUGACAUCCGUGUUGCCAUUGCUGACUACUUUGCCUGUGGUGAUGAGGAUGUUAAGGCUGAUUUCUUUGGUAUCAACAUGUACGAAUGGUGUGGUGACUCCACUUUCAAGGAGUCUGGUUACGCUGACAGAACUGCGGAGUUCGAGAACUUGACUAUUCCAAUCUUCUUCUCUGAAUACGGCUGUAACGAGGUCCAACCAAGAGAAUUCACCGAGGUUCAGGCUCUUUACGGUUCUGACAUGACUGAUGUCUGGUCAGGUGGUAUUGUCUACAUGUACUUUGAGGAAGCUAACAACUACGGUCUUGUCACAGUCAGCGGUGAUGAAGUUUCCACAUUGGCUGAUUUCAACAACUUGAAGACUGAGUUGGCUUCUAUUGAUCCAACUUCUGCCACUUCUGGUAGCGUUAAGACAACCUCCCUUGCUUGUCCUGCUGAGGCUUCUACAUGGCGUGCAUCUGCCGAGCUUCCUCCAACUCCAGAUGAGGCUGUUUGUGACUGUUUGGAUUACACUUUGGCUUGUGUUGUUGACAGCAGCGUUGAUGAAGAGGAUUACAGUGAUCUCUACUCCAUUGUGUGUGGUAUGACCGACUGUAGUGUAAUUAGUGCCAAUGGUACUAGUGGUGUCUAUGGUGCGUUCUCUUACUGUGGUGACAAGGCUAAGUUGUCCUAUGUUCUCAACCAAUACUACGUUGAUAACGGUAAGCACUCCACCGACUGUGACUUUGGUGGCUCUGCUUCUUUGGUUUCUACAUCCACAGCUUCUACCUGUUCUUCGAUCUUGUCAAGUGCAAGUGCUGCAGUUUCUAACGCUGCCACUUCUACAGCAUCAGGUUCCGAUUCCGCUUCCGGUUCUUCUUCAACUUCUUCAUCUACCGCAUCUGCUUCUGCAUCUGCUUCAUCCACUGGUAAGAGUUCUGCUGGUGCAGUCAACCCAGUCGGUGCUUCCAACCUUAGCACCAAGACCAACAGUGUCAUCUUUCAAAGCCACUUUCACAUGAGUAGUGACAGCGUGAGAAACCAUUCCUAA
This is a messenger RNA of Williopsis jadinii, 1647 nucleotides long. RefSeq lists its product as uncharacterized. Gene Ontology annotation, cellular component: cytoplasm; fungal-type cell wall. Bases 1 to 1647 code for a protein of 548 amino acids. NCBI's taxonomy places the organism in Eukaryota, Fungi, Ascomycota, Saccharomycetes, Phaffomycetales, Wickerhamomycetaceae. Gene Ontology annotation, biological process: fungal-type cell wall (1->3)-beta-D-glucan biosynthetic process. The record is from RefSeq and is a predicted model, not a curated record. The transcript has 2 exons. Gene Ontology annotation, molecular function: 1,3-beta-glucanosyltransferase activity.